UCAUUCACUCGAAAAUUCGGUUUUUAGAGAAUUUAACCGUUUAUUAUUUCGUUCAUUGUUUGUUAAUUAAUUCGUCCAUGAAAGAGACGAACACAGACACACAAUGUCGUCCGAAACAAAUGUUCAAUCUGAUUUAACAAAAGAACAACAACAACAACUUCAAGAAGAAGAUAUUGCCAUCGUUGAUGAUAUUACUGUACUUGAUAAACCUAAUGAUGAUGGUGAUGAGCCUAAAAAUAUUGAAAUCGCCGACAUAGAUGGUGAUAAUAUUGUAGCACCGAUCCAGAAGGAAUCGGAAAAAAGUACUGCUGAAAAUGUUCCAUCUGGAACGGUGGCCAAGAUAAUUACUAUUAUGAAUGAUGAUAUCGAUGAUGAUGACGAUGAUGAAGAAUUCGAAGAUGAAACUAUUGUCGAAAGAUUGAUUGGUUUGACUGAAAUGUUUCCAGAACCGGUACGAAAUUAUACCUGGAAAUUUAGUACUGGUUCAUAUAGCUUUGCAAAAGCUUUCUAUGAAUUUAGCCGUUCAGCUGUAUGGAUCAUAUCGACAACGGCAAUCAUUUUGGCCGCACCGGUUCUAAUUGAAAGUGAAAAAUCUCAAUUAGAAGAAAUGAAUCGUCAACAACAACGUCAGAUCUUGUUGGGACCAAGUGCAUCAGGUGCUACACCAUCUUUAACACCACCAACAUUGAAAUAAACAACACAGGUCAACAUUAUAAUAUGAUAAAAAUCAAUCAAAUAUCGCCAAUAUAGUUAUCACAAAAUGGCCAUAUAUUUACUACUUUUUUUUCUCGAUAAAACAAAAAAAACCAACAACGCCUUUCUAUUUCGCUCAAAAAAAAAAAAAUUUGGACCAUGUGAAUCGAUGAAUUUGUUUUGUUUUGUUUGCCCACCACCCUUUCUCAAAUAUUCAAACAAAAUGUAUUAUUUCCGUUUCUGUUCACAUCGUUGUUUCGUCAUUGUUUCGUCAUACUAAACAUCGAAAAAAUUGAAUAUUUUUUUCCCAUAUAGAAUAGCUUUGCAGUUCCAUUUAAUAGUCAAGCAAAAAAAAAAAUUUCCUGAAGAGAAAAAAUAUUGAUCCAAUCAUCAUUUUGUUGUAUAAAACAAUAAUAAUAAUAAUAAUAAUGUAUAGAAAGUCAAAUAAAAACUAUUCUUUUAGUCGUUU
Dermatophagoides farinae (American house dust mite) is the source of this 1162-nucleotide messenger RNA. RefSeq names its product translocase of outer mitochondrial membrane 22 homolog mge (gene mge). Gene Ontology annotation, biological process: intracellular protein transport. Gene Ontology annotation, cellular component: mitochondrial outer membrane. The record is from RefSeq and is a predicted model, not a curated record. Lineage: Eukaryota; Metazoa; Arthropoda; Arachnida; Sarcoptiformes; Pyroglyphidae.